Molecule: messenger RNA, 2478 nt
Organism: Endocarpon pusillum Z07020
Lineage: Eukaryota; Fungi; Ascomycota; Eurotiomycetes; Verrucariales; Verrucariaceae
Exons: 2
Coding region: 1-2478 (825 amino acids)
Source: RefSeq, a predicted model, not a curated record
AUGCCAAAGAACAAGAGAGCGAAGCGAGGUAAGACGACCGAGCCAGAAGACCAUAGUAAGCAGAAGGAAUCGAAACAGGCAACAAUUGCAGAUGUUAGCAAGGAAAGCAAAGCGCAACAGGCAAGAGUGUCAGAUGCAGACAAUGACUCCAGACCGGAAAACCCAAUAUCCGAUGACAACUGGCCUCCAGGCUGGAGCGAAAAGCAAAAGAGAGAUACAGACCCCGCACAAUGGCCGUUCUCCGAAGACCAGUUGUCAAAGCUCCCAAUAUUGAUGCAGCAGCUUGGGAAAGUGAAAAGUCCCACGCCCGGCAAAAUAGCUAAGUUGAUUGGUGACGCCGAAGUCUGGGAUGUCUCACAUCCAAAAUGGAAACUCGAAGGUCGAAAAGGCAUCGGAUAUCAGUUUCACCCGGACAGGAUAAGGCGUCGGAUUGAGGAAUCAAGAAAAUGUGGUUUAAUGGUAGAUGACGCCGCCGAGCAGGAGUUGGUGAAGUUGGCUACGGCAGCUUUUCAAAACUGCAAUAACAAGGCUGAUGGGAAGGCGAAGGCCCCCUUACAGGAUCUCGGUAGGGCUGAGGAGGAGAUUUUUGGGAAGAACAACACUGGACAAUUUGCAAUGAACGCGUGGGCCGAUGGGCCACCUGACAUAUCAAUGAACGACUAUGAGGCUGCGGAUGAAAACUCAGAACAGCCGUGCAAUGCUGUUCUCAUACUCAAAGGACAUAGAAAAUACCAGCAGCAGGUCUGGUUUCCAAUCAUGAAAGAAAUCUGGGACGAGCUUGAUCCAAACAACAGCCGCCCAUCAAGUAAGGAAAGGCUUCUCUUUCAACAAGUGCCGCAGAUUGCGACGGAAAAUGUGGAGAAAGGCCUUCCUGCAAACCUUGGGCAGCUACCGGUCGCAAACAUCACGCAUAUCUGGAGGCAAUAUAAGAAAGGUGAGAUGGACCAGCUCAGCGCCGAGAUGUGCCUGAAAGCGUUAUGGGCACGAUACCAGUUUGCAGAUGGAUAUUGCAAGCUUCCGCCCCAAAAAGGAGGAGUGUACCCCAAAGUUGUCGACAUAGAAGAAGAGUAUCGAGAACGAACAGGUCUUGAUCCGAAGACAGGAAAAAGAAUGGGGGGUACACAGACGAAGAAGAGCGGAGGAAAGAAGACGCAAAAGUCUACAGCAAAGCAUGUUGCAGUGGAUAAAGAAACACAAUCCAAAAAGCGUCCAUCAGUCAAGAACGGAAACCCGGUGAUACCAGAUGACAGUGAUGUAGACAGUGAUGUUGAGAUGUGGGACCCUGAAGGUGAGUAUGUAAUGUCGGGGGCAUAUAACGAGCCCGGGGGCAACCCAAAAAGUCACGCGAAGCAGAUUCAGAAAGCACACCCGAAGAAAGAAGCAAGCAUAAAGAAAAAAACAAGUGCAAAGGAGGAUCAUACCUCACAAGCCCUUGUACCCAUCAACCCAUACUCGUCUCAGUCUCGUCUUGGAAAGAGCUUUCAAAUCUGGGCCUCCAGCACGAAGCAAGAACGGACAUUCAGACCCGGUUAUACCAGCUCAGGCGACAAGAUCAUCGCCUUUGGAAAAGUAGAACGACAAGAGAUCUCAGACUCUGGAACCCGAUACAAACGAACAACACGCAACUACGUGAUCAAAAAGGGAGGCAGUUGUUGCGCGUUGCAACCAAAAGGGGCCUGUGGUGGGCCAGAGAUAUGGGAGAUGUUGCCGGACAGAAUUAAGCAGUCCGGAGCGAUUGGGCAGAAUUUCGAUACCAUACCUGAUCGUCGCAAACUGCCCCACAUGAAACAUGGCAUAUGUUGGCUGGCCAUCAGCAAAUGUGGACCCUCCCCAAGUCGCUAUCCACCUAUGGCCUGCGAGGUAUAUUGGUUCGAGGGCCAGGACAAAAAGAAGGCGGUCAUCUGGCGGACACAGUUGCAGAAAGUUUUUGGCGUCGAAAAUGCCGAUUUCCAUCUCGCGAAAGCGAUCACUCCUAGAGGCGAGGAGCCUCCAUCAGACAUCUGGACAGCAAUCAAGCGGUAUCAGGCUGACAUUGAGCCAACGGUGAGAGUGCCCCCGAAGAUGCUGCAGGCAGCAUACCCUUUGGCGCUGCCUCCGCCAUCCCACCAGAAUACAGCCAAGAGCAAGGACGAAGCCAGGCUCCAAGACAAAAUCGCAUCUCUCAGCAGGGAGUUGAAGAGACUGAAGAUAGAGGCAAAGAAGCGAAAGGGACGGAAAGAAUCUGAUGGGGAGGAAUCCUUUGCCGAAGACACAAGCACCAGCUCUGAUACUGAGAGCUUAGCUGAAGACUCUGAUGCUGAGGACACGGAUAGCUCGGAUGAAGCUUGGGAUUCGGGCGAUGCCGAUGAUGACUCGGGCGAAAGCUCUGAGGAUGAAGGUGGAACGGACUCGGAUGAUUCGGCAGACUCAAAAGGAUCCAAGCCGAGUCAAGGAUGGUUGAAUAGACUUCAGGAAUCGAGAAAGGGAAUUAGAAUCUGA